Xiphias gladius (swordfish) is the source of this 2174-nucleotide messenger RNA. RefSeq names its product calpain-2 catalytic subunit-like. The coding region runs from base 1 to 2103 and encodes 700 amino acids. The transcript has 20 exons. Lineage: Eukaryota; Metazoa; Chordata; Actinopteri; Istiophoriformes; Xiphiidae. Gene Ontology annotation, molecular function: calcium ion binding; calcium-dependent cysteine-type endopeptidase activity. The record is from RefSeq and is a predicted model, not a curated record. Gene Ontology annotation, biological process: proteolysis. Gene Ontology annotation, cellular component: cytoplasm.
AUGACAUCCACAGCAGAUCGACUGGCCCGUCAGCAGGACAGGCAACAAGGCAUUGGCACCAAACAGCAUGCAGUGAAGUUCUCCCAGCAGGAUUAUGAAACUUUGCGCCAGCAGUGUCUGGAGAGUGGUCGUCUGUUUGAGGACAGCUGCUUUCCAGCAGAGAUUAGAUCCCUGGGCUACAGUGAACUGGGACCAUACUCAUCCAAGACCAGGGGUGUGGUUUGGAAGAGGCCAAAGGAGCUGUGUUCCAAUCCAAAGUUCAUCAAUGAUGGAGCCACAAGGACGGACAUUUGCCAAGGAGAUCUGGGUGACUGCUGGCUUCUGGCUGCAAUAGCCUCUCUGACUCUAGACCACCGAAUCCUGGCUCGUGUGGUGCCCCCUGGACAGAGUUUCACCAAAGAUUAUGCCGGGAUAUUUCACUUCCAGUUCUGGCAGUUUGGCGAGUGGGUGGAUGUGGUGGUCGAUGACCGUUUGCCCACCAGAGAUGGCAAGCUGCUGUUUGUCCACUCGGCGGAGGGCUCCGAGUUUUGGAGUGCUCUGAUGGAGAAGGCCUAUGCUAAGGUGAAUGGCUGCUAUGAGGCCCUGGCCGGUGGAAACACUAUUGAGGGUUUUGAGGAUUUCACAGGAGGAAUUGCAGAAAUAUACGCCUUAGACAAGGCUCCACCAAAGCUCUUCCAAAUCAUACAGAGGGCAUUGAGCCAGGGUUCACUGCUGGGCUGCUCUAUUAAUAUAACCAGCACCUAUGAGACAGAGGCAGUUACGGCUCGCAAACUUGUAAAAGGACAUGCAUACUCAGUCACUGGUGCAGAAGAGGUCCAUUACCAAGGCAGGGUGGUUCAGCUGGUCCGCAUUAGGAACCCGUGGGGUCAGGUGGAGUGGACGGGGCCUUGGAGUGAUGGAUCCAAUGAAUGGAAGUACAUCAGUGAAGAUGAGAAAUUAAACUUGAACCAUGUGGCUGAAGAUGGAGAGUUCUGGAUCUCUUACUCAGACUUCAUCAAGCAGUUCUCCAGGCUGGAGAUCUGUAACUUGACCCCAGACACGCUCAUGAGCGAUAACGUGGGCCAUUGGAACCACUACCAGUUUGAAGGGAUGUGGAGGGUCGGCUCCACUGCUGGCGGCUGCCGCAAUCACCCAUCCACAUUCUCGUCCAACCCGCAGUUUGUGGUGCGUCUGGAGGAUGUGGAUGAUGACCCUCUGGAUGGGGAGGAUGGAUGCACAUUUCUGGUGGGGCUGAUGCAAAAGAAUGGACGACAGAAGAAGAUGCUUCACUGCAAGAUUGAGACCAUUGGCUUUGCCAUUUAUGAGGUCCCAGAUGAGUACAAGGGCCGCUGCAAUGUUCAUCUAGGUCCGGAUGUCCUGCUGCGGCAGAGAGCUGUGGCCAUGAGCAGCACCUUCAUCAACACACGUGAAGUGUGUGACCGCUUCAAACUUCCUCCAGGGGAAUACGCCAUAAUUCCCUCAACCUUCCGCCCUCACAAGAACAGCAGCUUCAUUCUCAGGGUGUUCACAGAGAAACGGGCUGCAACCAGGUAUCUUGACACAGACUUACUGGUGUCUCUCUCACAGGAGGAGAUAUCUGAGAGGGAUGUGGAUCCUCACUUCAAGUAUCUCUUCAAGCAGAUUGCUGGCAAUGACAUGGAGAUAUCUGUCUUUGAACUGGUUAAAAUUUUGAACAAUGUCAUCUCUCACCGGUCUGAUAUCAAGACAGAUGGAUUCAGCCUUGAGACAGGUCGGCUUAUUGUCAGUCUGCUGGAUAAAGAUGAAAGUUCCAUGCUGGGACUGAUGGAAUUCCACUUGCUUUGGAACAAAAUCCAGAAAUAUCUGGAGAUCUUCAAGAAUCAUGACACAGACAACUCUGGCACCAUGAGCUCCCAUGAGAUGAGAGGCGCUGCCACUGAAGCCGGUUUCCACGUCAACAGUGCUGUGCUGCAGGCCAUCGUCAGUCGUUAUGCUGAUGCUCAGUAUGCCAUUGACUUUGACAGUUUUGUGGGCUGUCUCAUUAAACUGGAAAUGCUCUUCAAAAUGUUUAAGGCUCUGGAAAGGGCUGACUCAGGGAAGAUUGAGCUGGACAUUCAACAGUGGCUCUGCCUGGCAAUCUACUAGCUCCGGAGACCACAAAAGCGAGGACCCAUUUGCGAUAUCAGCGGGAGGACGAAUUUCAAUCAGUUGACAAU